AUGGGCCCUUCGCAUGUCUCAGGUUCGGAAGCCUUGGGAAAAGAGUCGCUGUGCAUACAGCGCGAAUCAGCAUAUCAUUGCACAUUGAGUGGACUGACUGAAGUCAGGUUACAUACCGAACACGAUCUCCAACUCGUCGCGCGAAAGCUAUUCUCCCUGACAGCGAUGUGGACCAUAGCCGACCCCGACUGUAUCAUGCGUGACAUGCUUCCGGUGGACACCGAGUAUGUUGGUGUUCUCGUAAGAGCCUUCGUCGCGGUCUGCGGACCGAACGGAGCAGACUACGCCAUCGCAUUUCUUGGUGUGCUGCGGAAUCAGUGA
Messenger RNA from Letharia columbiana, 321 nucleotides. RefSeq lists its product as uncharacterized. The transcript has a single exon. The record is from RefSeq and is a predicted model, not a curated record. The coding region runs from base 1 to 321 and encodes 106 amino acids. Lineage: Eukaryota; Fungi; Ascomycota; Lecanoromycetes; Lecanorales; Parmeliaceae.